AUGGAGAGACCCUCCUCGCCUCAAGCCGAAAUAGGCGAAUCGCAGAAGUUCGAUGCUCGGCAGACAGAUGAGGCAGCAACCUAUCUUAACAACGCCGAGCAUUAUGAGCCCCUAUCGCCCGAAGAGGACAAGAAAUUCAAGAGGAAGAUGGAUUGGAUUUUGCUUCCGAUGUUGUUUCUUGUUGCUACCCUCGGAGCCAUCGACAAAGUUGCACUGGGAACAUCAGCCCUAUAUGGUCUUCGCGAAGACAACGCCCUCGUCGGUCAACAGUACAGCUGGCUUGGAUCCAUCUUAUCCCUGGGUGCUCUUUUCGGCAUGUUUCCUUCGUCUUGGCUCAUCCACCGUUUCCCAAGUGCCAAAUACCUUUCCGCAUGCUCCGUGGGAUGGUCUGCGUGCUCCCUUUUCCUUGCAGCCUGCCACAACUUCGCCGGACUUGCAACGCUACGCUUCUUGAUGGGAAUGUUCGAGGCCAUUAUCGUCCCCGGUAUUUCGCUGAUCCUGGCUGGCUUCUAUCUCAAGUCCGAGCAGCCUCCGCGAAAUGCUCUCGUGUUUGCUGCUGCUAGUUCCGUCUUCAAUGGGUUUCUCUCAUGGGCCAUUGGUCAUAUCCCGGACAGCGCUCCUCUGGCGAUUUGGCAAUACUUGUUUCUGCUCACCGGGUCUGUUUCCAUGAUCUGGUCCAUCAUCGCCUUCAUUUGGUUGCCCAGUACGCCAAUGGAUGCCUUUUUCCUCAGCGACCGAGAGAAGCAGCACGCUGUCCACCGCCUCGCUGCCAACAAGACUGGAAUUGUCAACCAUACUUGGAAAUGGUCCCAAGCCAAGGAAGCCGUGAUUGAUCCCAAAACUUGGCUGCUUUUCUUUUUCAACAUUGCCAUCAACAUUCCCAACGGCGGUCUCAUCACCUUUGGUGGUCUCAUUAUUGCUGGUCUUGGCUACUCCGGUGUCGAGGCUUCGCUUCUUACCAUGCCAAACGGUGUCGUGUCAACAAUCGCUGCUUUUGUUUUCUCCCUUCUCUCAGCGAAAUGGCAUAAUCGGAGAUGCCUCGUUACCAUGCUGGCUUGUACCGUCCCGAUUAUCGGUACUGCUGUGGUGUACGCUCUUCCUCGCAGCAACAUCGGCGGUCAGAUGGUCGGUCUAUACUUCCUCUACACCUAUUUCGGACCCUACGUUGUUGGAAUCGGGUUGGCACAGGCCAACACCGCAGGCCACACUAAGAAGACCAUCGUCUUUGCCAUCUUGUAUAUUGGCUAUGCUGUGGGCAAUCUUAUCGGGCCUCAGACUUUCCGAGCUAACCAAGCACCGGCUUACGUUGGUGGAACCAUCUCUAUGAUCGUUUGCUAUUGUGUCUGCAUUGGUAUUAUGGGAGCUUACUGGGCAUAUGCGGCGUGGGAGAAUAAGAGGCGUGCGGCUGCCUCUGUUUCCACUUCUCAAGACGCAGUUGAGUCUUUCAUGGACGAAACAGACUACGAACAGACUGGAUUUAUGUACACUACUUAA
Ilyonectria robusta is the source of this 1494-nucleotide messenger RNA. RefSeq names its product major facilitator superfamily domain-containing protein. Gene Ontology annotation, molecular function: transmembrane transporter activity. The transcript is spliced from 6 exons. Gene Ontology annotation, biological process: transmembrane transport. The record is from RefSeq and is a predicted model, not a curated record. The coding region runs from base 1 to 1494 and encodes 497 amino acids. Gene Ontology annotation, cellular component: membrane. Lineage: Eukaryota; Fungi; Ascomycota; Sordariomycetes; Hypocreales; Nectriaceae.